This is a messenger RNA of Suillus subaureus, 1609 nucleotides long. RefSeq lists its product as uncharacterized. The transcript has 3 exons. Bases 293 to 1489 code for a protein of 398 amino acids. Gene Ontology annotation, biological process: lipid metabolic process. The record is from RefSeq and is a predicted model, not a curated record. NCBI's taxonomy places the organism in Eukaryota, Fungi, Basidiomycota, Agaricomycetes, Boletales, Suillaceae.
GUAUGUAGUUUUUGCGUUUUGGCCUAGCGUUUUGCAAAUAGCUGUAAUUCGAUGGACACAACACAUAUGGUGAGUUCAAAGGACCCGGCUGGCGCUGGCGCCAUUACGAUUUCGUAAUUUCAAACUAAGUUCGAAUGUUUGCUAUUCUCUCUUUACACCGUCGUGACACGUUUAAACUGAUAUGAUCUAUGAUGCAUUAGUACAUGUACUCCCGCAUAUGAUAAUCUGGUUCAAUUGAGACACGUUCCUAGCCUUAGCCAUCCGCCUCAUACGCCAUUGAUCAAAGGCUACAAUGUUACCCUUCCCAGAUGGCCUGUGCCUCCCCAUAGCUAGGGUACCACUCACAACUGAGACCUUCGCUUCUGGUGUCCUUCCACCAGUCGUAUGUUACUUCACCACAGCUUGUCUUGUCUUGCUGCCCCGAACGCAGCCAGUCCGCAUUGCCUUAUGGCCCAUCACGGCGAUCCUCACAUUUCGCGCUGCGACGUCGCUAGAUAUGUCCAUGGGGCAACCGAAACUCAACUUUUUGAAUAUCGACCUGCAAUUAUCAAUGUUUUGUAUUGCUGCACGCACCCUUGAAUGGACGGUGCAGACAAAACCUUUUAUUCGCGUGGCUCGGCGAUCGUCAAAGCGAAAUUCCGUGCUCGACGCACUUGAUUUGGCAUGCAACCUUCGAGGUUGUGGCUGGGACUGGUCGCAGGGACUGUAUGUUCCGUUUGAGACACAUUCUACAUCCUCACCAUUGGUCUUUGCUAUGUCCGCCCUCGUCUCCGAUCUAAAGCACUCAUUUCUUUGCGGCGCCAUUCACUCUGCCGUACAGUCUUUUUCACCAGAUACAUUUGGCUCUGUCGAUGGUGGUACCAUCUUCGACGAGUCACUUCCCCCGCAUCUCCGCUAUCUACAGUCGAGCACCAUAGCAACGUUAUGCGCAUUCGGCAUCUAUUCAGCACUCCAAGCCGGCUACGAACUCACCGUAGUUCUUGGCGUACUGUUAUUCAGGCAACAUCCAGACCAAUGGCCCCCCUCAUUCGACUCUCCUUGGCGCUCCACCUCUCUCAGAGAAUUCUGGAGCCGACGUUGGCACCAGUGGUUCCGUCGGUUAUUCAUUUUCCUCGGUGGACACCCACUUUCUAUGCUCUUUGGACGCGUCGGGGGCGUCAUAGGCGCGUUCCUCGUCUCUGGGUUUUUUCAUCACCUCGCACUAUUUGCCAUUGACCCGUCCUCGGAGAUGUGGCGCAUGCUGCUGCCAUUUGUAAUGAUGGGUGCUGGCGUGAUUAUCGAGCGUGCUGUCGCGGGGAAUAAGACAGGUGGCUGGAUGGGAUGGAUCUGGACAAUGUGCUGGCUGGUGUUGUGGGGGAACAUGAUAGUGGACGGGUGGGCAAGAGCUGGGAUGCUUGGGGGUUCGAGCAUUUUGGAUAGUGCGACGCCUGUAAGACAACCGAUUGAGCGGCUGGUGAGGACGUUUGAUGAGUAUCUGCAUGCAUGUUAGCAGAAAGUCACAGUGGUAAAAAUUUGCAGGUAUUGAUCGAAUAGCUGAGUAUACAAGCGCAGCUAGUCCAAUGUAGAAUUAUGAAUGUCGGUGAAUUACGCCCAUCAAAAUACGUACUCA